AUGGCGUUGGACAACUACUACCGCAACAAGAUUGAGGGCAUGAAGCUCGAGAUCAUCCAGGGCCAAGCAGUUCUUCGAAGAUUAGAGGCUCAGCGCAAUGACUACAACUCCCGGGUGCGUCUGCUGAGGGAAGAGCUUGGCUUGCUUCAGCAACCCGGCUCGUAUGUCGGCGAAGUCGUCAAGGUGAUGAGCACCAAGAAGGUGUUGGUGAAGGUGCACCCAGAAGGAAAAUACGUGGUGGAUAUCGCCGACGGCGUCGACAUUGCAAAGCUCACCGUGGGCAAGCGAGUCGCCCUCCUUUCCGACUCCUACAAACUGGAGAAGAUGCUCCCAUCCUCCGUCGACCCGCUCGUCUCGCUGAUGAUGGUGGAGAAGGUUCCCGACAGUACAUAUGACAUGAUCGGAGGUCUGGACCAACAGAUCAAGGAAAUCAAGGAGGUGAUCGAGCUCGGUCUCAAGCACCCAGAGCUCUUCGAGUCUCUUGGUAUCGCACAGCCCAAGGGUGUCCUACUCUACGGUCCCCGGGUACCGGAAAGACAUUGCUGGCACGAGCCGUGGCCCAUCACACCGACUGCCGUUUCAUUCGGUCGCAUGGUGCGAGAGUUGUUCGUCAUGGCUCGUGAGCACGCGCCCAGUAUCAUCUUCAUGGAUGAGAUUGAUAGCAUUGGAUCUAGCCGGAUAGAUUCUGCUGGUGGUGGUGAUUCGGAGGUGCAACGGACGAUGUUGGAGUUGCUGAACCAACUGGAUGGUUUUGAGCCGACUAAGAACAUCAAGAUUAUUAUGGCUACCAAUCGACUGGAUAUUCUGGACCCGGCGCUUCUGCGACCAGGGCGUAUUGAUCGCAAGAUCGAAUUCCCCCCCUCCUUCGUGAGUCCCCUUUUCCCCUUCUGUGGUGUUUAUACGAUCUUUUUCAGAGGAUCAAGUGCUAAUCAUGAUCUGAUCUGCAGGGUCGAGGCUCGUGCCGAUAUUCUACGAAUCCACUCCCGAUCGAUGAACCUGACACGCGGAAUCAACCUUACCAAGAUUGCGGAGAAGAUGAACGGGUGUUCGGGAGCCGAGUUGAAGGGUGUCUGCACGGAGGCUGGUAUGUACGCGCUGCGUGAGCGACGAGUGCACGUUACACAGGAGGACUUUGACCUGGCGACGGCCAAGAUUCUCAAUAAGCAUGAUGACAAGGAGGUGGCCGUGUCUAAAUUGUGGAAGUAG
Messenger RNA from Penicillium cosmopolitanum, 1206 nucleotides. RefSeq names its product proteasome regulatory particle base subunit RPT6. The transcript is spliced from 3 exons. Gene Ontology annotation, molecular function: proteasome-activating activity; ATP binding; ATP hydrolysis activity. Gene Ontology annotation, biological process: proteasome-mediated ubiquitin-dependent protein catabolic process. The coding region runs from base 1 to 1206 and encodes 401 amino acids. NCBI's taxonomy places the organism in Eukaryota, Fungi, Ascomycota, Eurotiomycetes, Eurotiales, Aspergillaceae. The record is from RefSeq and is a predicted model, not a curated record. Gene Ontology annotation, cellular component: proteasome regulatory particle, base subcomplex.